Messenger RNA from Hippocampus comes (tiger tail seahorse), 906 nucleotides. It is a transcript of the gene dgcr6, whose product is annotated as DiGeorge syndrome critical region gene 6. NCBI's taxonomy places the organism in Eukaryota, Metazoa, Chordata, Actinopteri, Syngnathiformes, Syngnathidae. The record is from RefSeq and is a predicted model, not a curated record. The coding region runs from base 240 to 824 and encodes 194 amino acids. The transcript has 5 exons.
AUUAAAGGGCAACACGAUGGGGUCCUUUUUAGCUAGUGCGAGAGCUAACAUGGCUAUCAAGCGUAACAAACCUGAAGUCAUUUAAGAAUAAAUUCCUUUUAUCAAAUCGAACAUAUGAUCACGGACGUGGUUUUUUGUAUGUCAAAUCUCCUCCCUUAAUUAACCAAGUAUUCUCUACGAUAUCCUUUUUUAAACCGUUCAGUGAGUUCAAUUGUCGCUGUGUUGAUGUCGAUUCGAACAUGAAUGUCUAUCCUCCAGUAACUGACGCGGAUUCUACAAAACAGCAAGAACGGCAUUACUACCUGUUGUCAGAGCUCCAAGCGUUAGCAAAAGAUUUACCGAGCUCCUUCCAGCAACGCCUGUCCUACAAUACACUUGGCGACCUGGCUCUGGCCCUCAUAGAUGGAACAGUUUAUGAAAUUGUGCAGGGGCUUUUGGAUAUUCAGCACCUGACAGAGAAAAAUCUUUACAGCCAGAGGCAAAAGUUGCACUGUGAACACCAAGCCCUAAAGCAAGAUAUCGCAAGGAAGCACAAAGAAGCCCUGCUGUCAUGCAAGUCUCACAACCUGGCACUCCUCAAAUCAAAUCAGCAAGCUGAACAAGAGGCCCUGGAAAUUCGUGUUCGAGAGGAACAAAGAAUGAUGGAUAAGAAGAUUGUGUCUGAGAUUGAUCAAAAAGUUACAGACCAACAGAACACUCUGGAAAAGGCUGGAGUUCCAGGGUUUUAUAUCACCGCCAAUCCUCAGGAGCUGACAAUGCAGAUGAACUUACUGGAGUUGAUACUGAAGCUUCAACAGAAAGAAUCCCAGUCUGGAUUUCUAUGACAGUGCCAUCAGAUGUAAUAUACACACAAAAAAGUCACCUCUGCAAAAUACAAAAAAAAAAAAAAGGAAUUCUUUAAAAAUA